AUGCUCUGGACCUGGGAUUUUCUAGGCAUCUUAUUGCACCAAGACCAACGGAGGAUUUUGUUGACAUUUGGAUUUACUGUUCCAUGAGUCGCAGCUGACCGCAUCACACUUAAAUAAAAAAUGGGAAAUGGACUUUCAGAACAGACUCCAAUUCUCUCUGGCUUAUCUCCGUUUCAGUCUCUUCACAUUGCCAUUUUGGGUUUGGACUGUGCCGGGAAGACAACAGUGUUAUACAGGUUGCAAUUCAACGAAUUUGUCAAUACCGUUCCAACCAAAGGAUUUAAUGCCGAAAAAAUUAAAGUAUCACUCGGCAACUCCAAAACAGUAACUUUCCACUUUUGGGAUGUUGGCGGACAAGAAAAACUCCGACCUCUUUGGAAAUCUUACACAAGGUGCACAGAUGGAAUUGUGUUUGUGGUGGACUCUGUGGACACUGAAAGAAUGGAGGAAGCCAAAACUGAACUCCAUAAAAUUACUAAGAUUUCGGAAAACCAAGGUGUUCCUGUUUUAAUUGUUGCUAACAAGCAGGACUUGAGGAACUCCCUGACUCUCUCAGAGGUUGAGAAGUUACUGGCUCUAAAUGAAUUUGGUUCAUCUACUCCAUGGCAUCUCCAGGCAACGUGUGCUAUCAUUGGAGAUGGACUGAGGGAGGGAAUAGAAAAGCUUUAUGAAAUGAUUAUAAAGCGGCGGAAAAUGCUCCGGCAACAGAAGAAGAAAAGAUGAACUAUCGGUUUUUUUUUUAUAGUCAUUGCUUUCUAGUAUGACAAGUAGUUCUGCUGUCAGAUUUUGCCAUCCACAGGUCUGUAUCAGAUGUCUGGGCAGCCUGGAGUGAUGCUGUUUAAGAUUCAUGCGCCUUUAUUUUCAGCCGUGCAGGCUUCUGUCGGAAGUUCUGCCAAUCCAGCAGCACAGUGUCUCUUAAGAUUUCGUAAACACCGGGAAACCUAAUGUACGUCAGAGGCUGAAAUGCAAUCUAGUCAUUGUGAGUGUAAACUGUGAAUGUGUGCAGGGUGUUGAAAGAGCGGACGGUGCCUUUUUCGAGAAAAAAAAUAUUUUUAAGGCAAAAACAAUCGAUGUGUGUUUAAAACUGUGCAGUUUGUGAGGGAUUCAAGCAGAGGCUAUACAUUCAACUGUAGUGAAUGAAGCCACAGAUAUUACAAUUUCAAUCCCAACCUUGGAAGAAUUUAGCUUAUUUCUACUCGGCAUCCUUUUCUUAUGCUUUCAUGGCACACAGAGUGUUAGGCAUUUGUUUAUAUCCGAUUUUUAAUUGGAGGUUCAUUAAGGUGCCUUCAGGCAAAACUAUCUUUUUUUUUUUUUAUUUUAUAGUUCCACUGUUCUAUUUUCAGGGUUAAAUUUAGGUAAAUCUGGAUUGCUGCAUUUUGUUUCUCUAAUCCAGCUAAAGGGUACCAUACAGUAUCCCAAGCUUGACAAAGUACAUGGUUUUCAGCCACCCCUCCUGUAUUUUAGUUAGAUUUAUUUUAAUUUUACACUUGAACUACAUGGUGGAGCACUGUUAUGUCUAUUUUCUUAUUUCGAGGACCCUAAUUCUGUUUGGCUUGUUUCAGGGGGUAGUUUUAUGAAUUUCCUAGAUUUAAUAAGAUGUAGCAGUAUUUUUUUUUUUUUUUUUCCAGUGAAAGCUUUGUGCCACCUAGGAUUUAAUGCUCCUGCGCUUAAGAUGUGCCAGUGUGUUUUUCAAUAAGUGUAUGUAUUUCCCAAGGAACAGUUGCAGACCGGGCCAAUAAGUCACUGGCAUACAGUCCGGUUAGGUCACUAGUUGUGGUAACCAGUACCAUUUCUCUCCGUGCCUUCCUUCUCUCGCUUGGAAAGCACUUGGCAUAUUGCUUAUAACCUGUAGAUAUGGAAGUCACCAUUUUGGGGAAUAGCUGCUUCCACAAGUCCUAGCCAGUCACUUGCCCAGGACUUAACUUCUUUGAUAAGUUCUAUUCCUGUCUUGUAUGAUCUCCUCUUCAUUUUGCCAGUAAAAUUUAUACAUUCCCUUUAUAUUCGCUUACUAUUCCAGGGGUUUUUAAUGGACCAUCUCCAUGCACUAUAAAACUACUACUAUGAAUUUUUGGGUCUGUUAUUACUGCCAAAUGUGCAAAUUCCUUUUAAUAAAGUUUUGCUCUUUCUCUUGCACAAGCUUCCUUAAUUUCACCAAUGAAUUCGACAAUGAACUGUGGGGAAAGUAAAAACUGGAAACCUUUUUCCAACUGCCCAUCCAUAUUCAAAGUCUCUAGCUACCUUCAACUUGUCCUCCGCUGGUUUGUUUGCACAUCCAUUUUUAUUAGCAUGUCUGCUGUCACAUUCAUUAUUAUUAUUGUUUUUUUAUAUUAUCAAUGACAAACUGCACUUUACUGUUUUAUAAGAAUGAAUGGACAGCUGGGUAAGACACUGAUCAUUUUGGAUUUAUUUGAAAUCGCUCCUAGCAGAGCGUCUUUAUGUGUAUUUCUAUGUAGCUGUAUUAGUGAUAUAAGUCACUGGUUCAGAAAUGUCUAUUUAUAGAAAUGUGGAUAUUGUCCUCCGAUUCAAUAAACAAGUCUAAUAAUCUCCAGGAAAAA
Messenger RNA from Xenopus laevis (African clawed frog), 2555 nucleotides. It is a transcript of the gene arl4a.L, whose product is annotated as ADP ribosylation factor like GTPase 4A L homeolog. Gene Ontology annotation, cellular component: nucleus; cytoplasm; nucleolus. Lineage: Eukaryota; Metazoa; Chordata; Amphibia; Anura; Pipidae. The record is from RefSeq and is a predicted model, not a curated record. Bases 121 to 723 code for a protein of 200 amino acids. Gene Ontology annotation, molecular function: GTP binding; GTPase activity. The transcript is spliced from 2 exons.